CCAAAUAAGUCUUCCGGCAGUCCCAGUGCCGCGGUUUCUUUUUUUUCUCGAAGAAAAUUGAAAUAAGCAAAACCCUUAAACCCUCUCUCUCUCCCCGCAAAGACAAAGACCAAAGAGCAAAGUAGAUGUUAGGUAUUUCAGGAUCAAGAAUGAAGGCCCUCCUCAUCUCCUCCGUCCCUCACAUCUCAAAGACCAUACCUUUAUCUUUAGCCUCCUCCUCCAAGUCCUUCUCCUUCAGCCCUCCUACUCUUUUCCAGAACCCCAAUAUUCUCCUCCCAAAACCCAAUAUUUUUCUCCCCAAAAGCUCCAUUUCUUCAGCUCAGAACAUCCGAUGUGUGCAAAUGGAUGCAGAAUCUCACCAGCGCUUCGGUGAGAUUCACGUCAUCGUCGGCCCCAUGUUCGCCGGAAAGACCACCACGCUUCUUCGUAAAGUUCAGUCCGAGAGAGGCGAUGGCAGCUUUCAGGUCAAGCCUCAAAAGCACAUCCAACUGGAUAAAACACUAAGGGGACUCUGCUAUUCAGGAAGAUUGGCAGAAGCCGUUGCGCUAUUGUGCCGCACAGGGUUAGAGUUCAACCCCGCCACCUAUGCUCUUCUAUUGCAAGAAUGCAUAUUUAGGAAAGAGUAUAAGAAGGGGAAAAGAAUCCAUGCACAUAUGAUUGUUGUGGGAUUUGUUCUCAAUGAAUAUUUGAAGACCAAGUUGUUGAUUUUGUAUGCAAAAUCAGGGGAUUUAAGGACUGCCCAUAUUCUGCUUGAUAUGUUGCUUGAGAAAAGCUUGGUUUCAUGGAACUCAAUAAUUGCAGGGUAUGUGCAAAAGGGGCUUGAAGAUGUGGGGUUGAGUCUUUAUAACAAGAUGAGACAGAGGGGUUUGAUCCCAGACCAGUAUACCUUUGCAUCGGUCUUCAGAGCGUGUGCAUCUUUAGCAACACUGGAGCAUGGGAAGCAAGCUCAUGGUGUCAUGAUAAAGUGCCAAAUUGGACAAAAUGUUGUAGUCAGUAGUGCCCUAAUGGAUAUGUACUUUAAAUGUAGUGAUAUAUCUGACGGGCAUAGGGUAUUUGAUACAUCUCAAAACAGGAAUGCCAUUACCUGGACUGCUUUGAUAUCUGGGUAUGGUCAGCAUGGAAGAGUUGUAGAGGUCUUGCAUCUUUUUCAUAGGAUGAAGAGUGAAGGUUUCAGGCCAAACUAUGUUACUUUUAUCUCAGUUCUUUCUGCUUGCGGUCAUGGAGCUUUAGUUGACGAGGCUUGGGAAUACUUUUCUUCCAUGACAAGAGAUUAUGGAAUUCGGCCAAGAGCACAACAUUAUGCAGCCUUGGUAGACGUUUUAGGACGUGUUGGGCGGUUAGAAGAAGCCUAUGAGUUUGUUUCAAACUCACCUUAUAAGGAGCACUCAGUGAUAUGGGGUGCUUUUCUUUGGGCUUGUAGAAUUCAUGGAGAUAGGGACUUGUUAAAGCUUGCAGCAAAGAAGUACUUCGCAUUGGAACCAGAGAAUGCUGGGAAGUAUGUGGUCUUGUCAAAUGCUUAUGCCACUUUUGGGUUGUGGGAUAAUGUUGCUAAGGUUAGGGAUAUGAUGAAGGAAUCAGGGAUAGUAAAGGAGCCCGCUUAUAGCAAAAUAGAGGUUCAAAAGGAGGUCCAUUUCUUUCUUAUGGGUGAUACAUAUCACAAACAAUCCAAACAGAUUUAUGAAAUGGCUAAAUUGGUUGAUUUUUCUCUAAAGGGUUCAGCCUUAUGCUUCUCAGUAAGGGGAAGCUAAUUCAUGUUAAGGAAAAGUGCUCGUUUCCUAGGAAUCUCUCAUUUUCUUGUCGUAUGAAGAACUUGAUAUAAAAGAGCUUCAUGAAUCAAUGAUUGAGAUGUAUUCUCGGUCUUGUCUGAAAGAUCAAUUGAAUAUGCAGUGAUGUACUCGCACAAAGUUAUUUGAACAGUGUCAAAAGUUAUAGAAAUUGCACUUCAUAGGAAGUUGAAAAGCAUGUAAGAGAGACAACAUUGUUUAUAUUCAGAUUUCAGUACAUGAACCCCAUGCAUGACACUGAUACAUGAAACUUGCGAGUGUCUUCUGGCUCUUGUCCUUUAGGUUCUCAGUGAGAAGAAGGAAACUGCACAGACGUCGAUGGUAUGACACAUAAUGUAUCUGCCAAGUUUGUAGUAAAUAGUUUCAUAAAUCUUCAGCUUAAUGACUAGAAGCUGAGAGUUGAUGUUAUAUACGGUGGUGAUGAGUUGAUCUUUGCAAUCUUGUAGCUGUGUGAAAUUUUGGUGGAAUUUCAUGACUGUUGGUAUGCACAGCACAUCCUAAGGGGAGAAUCUAUGGGCCAAGUAUUAUCACGUGCUGGACUGAAUGAUAUUGUACAUUAUCUAUCUACUUGCAAGUUCCAAGUGUCCUGCUCGGAUUUUCUUGAGAUGUAAUUGUUUCUCAUUUUUUUGUAACCAGAGGAAAUGUUGCUAUAAUCAAAUCGAUCAAGGAUACAAGAUAUGGAUUGGAUUCAAUUGUGACGCAUGAUGGGGUCAAGUUCCCAUGCUGGCCUUUAAAAGAUCUGUCGUCGUUCAAACAAAAGUUUAGCCCUGAGGCAUAUGAUCAGGUAUCUUAGCGCCGGCAUUUGAUUGAUAAGCAAUUCAUGUCAUCUAGUUCUUUGAAGACCUCUAUGAUUUCUGCUCUGAAGCUGCUGACCGUGAUGGUAAAAAAGUAAUCGUCGCCGGACUAGAUGGUGACUAUUUAAGGAGGAAAUUUGGUCCUGUGCUAGAUAUAAUUCCCCUUGCUGAUU
This is a messenger RNA of Pyrus x bretschneideri (Chinese white pear), 2751 nucleotides long. RefSeq names its product pentatricopeptide repeat-containing protein At4g16470. Gene Ontology annotation, biological process: thymidine metabolic process; RNA modification. The transcript is spliced from 6 exons. Bases 126 to 1748 code for a protein of 540 amino acids. The record is from RefSeq and is a predicted model, not a curated record. Gene Ontology annotation, molecular function: RNA binding; thymidine kinase activity; ATP binding. Lineage: Eukaryota; Viridiplantae; Streptophyta; Magnoliopsida; Rosales; Rosaceae.